Molecule: messenger RNA, 1386 nt
Organism: Helianthus annuus (common sunflower)
Lineage: Eukaryota; Viridiplantae; Streptophyta; Magnoliopsida; Asterales; Asteraceae
Exons: 3
Coding region: 387-809 (140 amino acids)
Source: RefSeq, a predicted model, not a curated record
CUCUAACUCAUCUCUCUCUAACUUGACUGCCACCAAAGCCAACCAUCACAACCUGUGACCGCCACCACUAGCCACCAAACCCCAACCAUUUCUCUCUCUCUACUUGAAUCUCGCACCCUCUAUUCACCGCAAUAACGGGUCAAUCUCAACCUAAUCAUUCAUUUCUUUCAAGUCAAAGUCAAAGUCAAACACCUCUCCAAGUCGGUGCUCGUUCAGCUUCACCUCAACCGAUAAGUGGUAGCCGAUAUACUUCACCUCUUUCAACAGACCGUUUCAACCCGAACCAGUAUCAAUCCCUGAACCAAAGGGCUCACCUUCCGGUUCGAUCAUCUGGUCAACCAUCUCCUCAUGUUCGGCUAGGGGGUGCACAUGUUGGUGUAAGUACCAUGACUAGUCUUGCAAGUAGUCAAUCGCCCACGUAUAUUCAACGAUCAACUUCCCAGAUUAUGAGCCAAUCAUCAUCUGGGCCAGUGGCAGCAACAACAGACCAAAGAGGGAGUACGGUAGAUGCACCAGCAGCAGCAGCAGCAGCAGCAGAGGAAAACUGGAGGCCAGCGGGACGUAUGAGAGGAAGUCUUUCAGGGUGGCAAUACACCGAAGCUCUAAGAAACCAGUUCAUAAUUCAACCAAGCGAACCGGUUCAAGCUGCUAGACCACCACCGGUUUUGAACACCCCCAGACCGUUCAUACCGCCUCAUUUGCAAGCCCUAAUGGCUAAUAACCCGAGACCUCAAGCAGGAGGAACCAGUCCAGGUUCAGGUUCAGGUUCAGAUGGUAGCAUGGCUGGUGGUCCAGGUUCAGAUAAGUGAAAGAAGUCAGUCACCGGGUACUUUGGUAUUGUUGUUUAGAGUUAAAUGCCAUUUUAGUCCCUGUGGUUUGGGCCAUUUCGCCAGUUUAGUCCAACGGUUUCAUUUUUCGCCUCUGGGUCCAAAAAGGUUUCACCAUUGCCAUUUUAGUCCACUGAGUUAACUUCAUCCAUUUUUUCUGUUAACGAGAAGGGCAAUUCGGUCAUUUUAUAUGUAAUUCUGUUAAGCCGAAGGACAAUUCGGCCAUAUGAAAUGACCAAAUUGCCUUUCUCGUUAACAGAAAUAAUGGAAGAAGUUAACCCAGUGGACUAAAAUGGCAACAGUGAAACCUUUUUGGACCCACAUGCGAAAAAUGAAACGUUUGGACUAAACUGGCAAAAUGACCCAAACCACAUGGACUAAAAUGACAUUUAACUCUAUUGUUUAUGUUAUGCAUUCCCACUAACAUGUAUUAAAGCAUAUAAAAAAUAACUUGUAGCCAUCAUCCAAAGUGUAUAAUUUGGGUGACUGUAGUUUAGAAUCUUGAAUUUUGUAUCUGAAUAAUAUGAUUUAUCGCCUAGUCGUUUGUCCUCUUUUUCAU